Messenger RNA from Psammomys obesus (fat sand rat), 867 nucleotides. RefSeq names its product phospholipase A and acyltransferase 1 (gene Plaat1). The transcript has 4 exons. Gene Ontology annotation, biological process: N-acylphosphatidylethanolamine metabolic process. The coding region runs from base 214 to 717 and encodes 167 amino acids. Gene Ontology annotation, molecular function: A2-type glycerophospholipase activity; glycerophospholipid phospholipase A1 activity. NCBI's taxonomy places the organism in Eukaryota, Metazoa, Chordata, Mammalia, Rodentia, Muridae. Gene Ontology annotation, cellular component: cytoplasm. The record is from RefSeq and is a predicted model, not a curated record.
GUGGCUUUGGCCGUGGCCUUGGCCUUGGGGUGGUACGGAUGGAGUCGCCCGGGGGCUGCUAGCCGCGCCGCAGGGAACCGGGGGAGAGCCUGGGAAGCCUCUCACUGCUUCCUGGCUACCGGGACAACACAGUUUGAGCAGGGAGGUGCUUUAAGGGAGGAGAGGAAGGCUCGGUAGGCGCUAGGCUACCUUGUUUCGGCCGAAAGUUCAGAGAUGGCGUUUAAUGAUUACCUCAGUCUGACCUACCCUCAAAAACCCCACCCAGGAGACUUGAUUGAAGUGUUCCGCCCUGGCUACCAGCACUGGGCGCUGUACCUGGGUGAUGGCUACGUUAUCAACAUUGCCCCUAUAGAUGGCAUUCCUUCAUCGUUCACAAGCGCCAAGUCUGUGUUCAGCACAAAGGCCUUGGUGAAAAUGCAGCUUUUGAAGGACGUUGUGGGAAAUGACACAUACAGAAUAAACAACAAGUACGACACAACUUACCGUCCUCUCCCAGUGGAGGAAGUGAUACAACGAUCAGAGUUUGCUAUUGGGCAGGAGGUAGCCUAUGACUUACUGGUUAACAACUGUGAGCACUUUGUGACCUUGCUCCGCUAUGGAGAAGGAGUGUCAGAGCAGGCCAACCGAGCAAUAAGCACCAUUGGAUUGGUGGCAGCUGCUGCUGAUGUCUUCACAUUUCUCGGCUUGUUUCCAAAGAGACAAAGAACAGAAUAUUAGCAAUUUAUUGAAGCGAUUGGAAUUGAAGAAAUUUGUGAGGAAAAGAAAAAAUGCUGGGGUGAAUACUUAUUUUGAAUGCACCGUUAUUGCUCCUGAUCCCCGUGAUGGAUGGCAGAUUCUGUAAUAAAUUGCUUGCUGAUUUUAAUCUUA